This is a messenger RNA of Didymodactylos carnosus, 339 nucleotides long. Lineage: Eukaryota; Metazoa; Rotifera; Eurotatoria; Philodinida; Philodinidae. The record is from the annotation of a GenBank genome assembly.
AUGACUGCAUGCGAUUGGCACAGUAUUACUAGUACGUUAGAAGAUUGUAUUUUGUUCUGUCAGUCAGUGGGAUUAAUACCGUAUUGUCCAAGUCAGCCGUGUUCGAAUGGCCAUCAUAACUGGUACAUGGAUGGUUGGGACAAUUUGUUAGCAAUUAUUCCAGGCGGUUCAUCUGUACCUAAACUGUUACCGAAACAACACGGUCGUAAACGACCGUAUACGGCAAUAUACGGCGAUAUACAACAGCCGUAUACGGCGGUUGUAUUACGACGAAAUACGGCCGUAUACGGUGAAUUUCCUGUGUUCCUUGGAAUUCCAUCGCAAAAUGUAUUCUUAUAA